AUGGGCGACUUCAAACUGCAGCUCGAACCUUCGGACAAAAUCGUCUUCAGCGGUAAAAAACUUGGUGAGGAAGCAGCGCAGGCGAGUAUCAAGAUCACUAAUUCGCUGAAGGAGAGAGUCGCUUACAAGGUAAAAUGCACAUCAAACGAAAUGUUUCGCAUUCGGCCACCUGUUGGAGCUCUAAAACCCGACGAUAGUGUCACUGUUUCGUUGACUUUCAACGCCGGCAAAAGUGUUCCUGAUAGUGGCAAGCACUAUUUUGCUGUUUAUUAUAUCAAGGCUCCCGAUGAAAAGAAGGCUCCUAGAGCAACGUGGGCCGAUCACAAAGGGGAACCGGAGGGAACAAAACGCCUUUACAUAGACUUCAAAAAG
This is a messenger RNA of Ostertagia ostertagi, 372 nucleotides long. The record is from the annotation of a GenBank genome assembly. NCBI's taxonomy places the organism in Eukaryota, Metazoa, Nematoda, Chromadorea, Rhabditida, Trichostrongylidae.